This is a messenger RNA of Lathyrus oleraceus (garden pea), 1871 nucleotides long. Its product is annotated as growth-regulating factor 2. Gene Ontology annotation, molecular function: ATP binding. Gene Ontology annotation, cellular component: nucleus. Lineage: Eukaryota; Viridiplantae; Streptophyta; Magnoliopsida; Fabales; Fabaceae. The record is from RefSeq and is a predicted model, not a curated record. Gene Ontology annotation, biological process: developmental process; DNA-templated transcription; regulation of DNA-templated transcription.
AAAAAAAAAAGUGAGUCAUCUUUUACUAGUUUGUCUUUUAGUGAUGGUGCGAAUGUUGGAAGCAUGGAAACAAAUCAAAGGCCGAGAAUGACGGCAACCCAUAACACAAUCAUAACUCUCACAUCUUUAUUUCCAUUCCAACAAAUAUCACAAAAAGACACUCAAAGCUCAUUCCUAUAUUAUUAUGAAUUUAUGAUUACCCUUUCAUUACACAAUAUAAAAACUUUGUUUUCUAUUUUCAGCAAUAGUGUGGAGUUUCAUUAUGCAGACCAAAAGAAGGAACAACAACAACACUAGUAGUUUUGAAGGAUUGUCUAAUAAGAAGAUGAUGAUGCAGUAUCAGCAUCCUAAUGAUAGUUAUGGUCCCACAAUAUACAACCUGUCUUUUGGUGGUGCUACAACAAUCCUCAAAUCCCAAGCUGAUGUUAUGGCGGCUUCAUUAGGGAAUGCUUUCACAAGCUCUCAAUGGAGAGAGCUUGAGAUACAAGUUAUGAUUUACAAGUACUUGCUGGCUUCUCUUCCUGUUCCUUCUUAUCUGCUCUCAUCUAUGAUUGAUGGUGGUUUCAAUACGAGGUUAUCAUCAAGUAGGAACAGUAGUACUGAUCCAGAGGUAGGUAGGUGCAGAAGAACAGACGGUAAAAAAUGGAGAUGUUCUAGAUAUGUUGCUCCUAAUAACAAGUAUUGCGAGCGACAUAUGCAUAGAGGUAGUCACCGUUCAAGAAAGCCUGUGGAACUUCACACCAAUGAUAUUACCCAUCAUCAAAUCAAGAGGACCCCUAUUCCAACUACAACAAAAUACGCUGGAACUUCAUCACAAUUUCUUGCUUCCAGUGCUUUUCAUCCUUAUCUCCAACCACCAUUUUCCUUGGAUAACAGCAGCUUUGCUGUCAAAUUAGCUCCAUGUUAUGUCCCUUCAAAUACGCAACCAAGGGGCUUCGAUUGGACGCCGAAUGGAGAUCCAAUAUCUCUUGGUGCUUCUAACUCAGGAUGGAACUCUCUGAUUCACAACAACAUACUUGGAAUGACCAAUGAAAAUUCUUAUCUCAAUAUUAACACUGAGUCUCACUAUCUGAGUCCAUUUCCACAAUAUAAUAGUUCCGAACUUUCUCAACAAGAAAGACCAUUUUGUCUCGUAUAUAAUCCUCUCCAAAUUGAGAAACCAAGAGGGUUUAGUUUCAUUGAUACUUGGUCUAAUGCAAACACAGUAGAAAACAAUGCCAACAACAACAAUGCUUCUGCAUCAGUAGCUAAAUCAGUAGCUAAAUCACCCCUUUCAUCGCUUGAUCUAUCAAUGGGAGGUCCACUAGCUGAAGUUCUAAGGCCAAGCAAUGUAACUUCCAUCAGCGAUUCAACAAGCUCAAAUCCAUCUUCAUCUGUCACAACAAACCGUGUCGAAUCCAUUGGAACUUCAAGAACAGGAACAAUGUCAUCUCCAUCUGGUGUUUUCCAUAAUAAAACACUCACUUCAUUUUCUGAUAGCAGUGGUAAUAGCAGUCCACUUGCAUCAUCAAGACCCAAUUCUGAAAUGGCCUUACUCAACAAGUUCAAUAAACUCUCAUGUAAAUUAAUUAAUUAGCACCUUAAGUAUUGUUAUAUUGUUAUGUUAUGUAAUAUAUAUGUAAUCUUGCAUAUUUUCCCAAACUCAAUUAUAACAAAUUAGUACAAAAACAGUGAUGAAACAACCUGUGUUACUGUAUUAUGUGAACAAAUCUACUCUUUGAUUUGUUGUACCCCCUCCAUCUUGUGUGGUCCAUACUCAAUUGUUGUUGGAUAAGAUCAUAGAUCUAACUUUGACUAUGUCAACCAUGUUCUGUUCUCUAUCCCCCAACAAUAUCUUUAUAUAUUCUGUAUCCCACCAAUAUGUUAUCUUA